Xiphias gladius (swordfish) is the source of this 3340-nucleotide messenger RNA. It is a transcript of the gene map10, whose product is annotated as microtubule associated protein 10. The transcript has a single exon. The record is from RefSeq and is a predicted model, not a curated record. Gene Ontology annotation, biological process: positive regulation of cytokinesis; cytoplasmic microtubule organization; mitotic spindle midzone assembly. Gene Ontology annotation, cellular component: cytoplasmic microtubule; midbody; mitotic spindle pole. Bases 135 to 2657 code for a protein of 840 amino acids. Gene Ontology annotation, molecular function: microtubule binding. Lineage: Eukaryota; Metazoa; Chordata; Actinopteri; Istiophoriformes; Xiphiidae.
GACGCAAUAUGCUCGCGACAGUUGUUUGUUUCCAUGGAGCUGAUAGAAGCUAACAGCUAGAGUUUGCGGAUUAGCUUAAAGCUCGUUUGUUUGUUUGUUUUUUUGUUUGUUUGUUUUGUCACACAGCUUUCAGGAUGUCAGAAGGACAAAAUAGUGAUAAUCUCGAGACUCUGUUUUCAUUGGAGCUUUUGGUGGAAUAUAUCCGAAUCGAGAAAGAUAGUAUAGUUUCCGACGAGCUGGCGCUUGGAAUGCGACUGCUCGAUUUCCCAACGCUGCUCAUUUAUCAGCCUCAGCACAGAAGUGGUGACAUUAACCAACCCGGGGCGCAUGGAGAAGAUAAGCGGGGAGAAUACGCCUUUAACAGGGGCAAGUCUUGUUUCUUCCAAAUGAACCUGAACUCACUGCACACCCAUCUAUCCAAAACCCCUCUCUAUGCUAUGGUGCUGGAUGUGAAAGAGGAGAUGCCUAAAUUAGUUGGCUCCUCCCUGAUAUCACUGGCUAGAGUGGUGGACAGAAUCAAGCAGGAUGUGACUGAGCACGGUGUUUCUGCUCCCUCUUCACACGGAGAACGGGGGCUUGUUGGCAUGUCUAGCCUUAUGGGGGAGAAAAUUGGAUCGAUUUCCCUGAGUUAUAAACUGCUAAGUCUGGGAGCUAGUUUACUGCCACAUAUUGCAGACAGGAGGGGUCUUAAAAGCACCAGAAGGCAUGGGGGGCAACAGGUACAAGAAAGCAUCCAGUCAUUGCCCCUUGACUGUGUUGAUGUCCAUUCACCCACACUGGAAGAGUAUGACGUUGGCAGAAACAUCCAAAACGAGGGACCAGCAAAUGAAAAAAUCCUGAUAAGCGAGGACAAGCAGGAUGACGCUGCUGUAUGUUUUGCCACCGAACACAGACCAAAACCCAAAAUUCCUCAAACACUCCAAGGAACUGAAAACUAUUUUGAGGAGGAUUUAACCGUAUUCUGUCCCCCACAUCUUUACUACAGUAAUCCUGCAGAUGAAAAAUGCAAAAAUGAAGAAGGGAAUUUCAAACUAUUGACUCUAGACUCAGAAGCUUUUACAUUUGAAGACUCGUGCUCUGAGAACGAGAUGGCUGAAAAUAAUGGUCCAGGUUCUCCAAUGAUGGACCAGAGAGUGAAAUAUGAUACAAAAAUGUCAAGAAACCAAGAAACAAGUGGGGUGAAUCCAGAUGUCCUUGGGGCAGCUUUACGUCAGUUGCCUCUACUAAAUGCUCUUAUUGUUGAGCUGUCACAGUUAAAUGGCCAGAAUCCAAACCAGUCCUUGUCUGUUCAUCCCAAUCUAGCGUGGAUUUACAGGCCUUCAUCCAUAGAGCCGUCAACUGGUCACAGAGACACACCACAAAAAACGUUGCAGAAAACCAGACAGGGGAUUAAUCCCCAUUUUAAACAUUUACAUUCCUCUAGAAACUGUUCUACUCCACUAGUUAGGCCUACAUCUGUAAAAAAAACCCAAAAACAAGAUGAGGCUUUGAUUAAGAGUAAACACUCCAGUAAAUCUCCUCAGAAGAAGCUUGUUUAUGGAACCACUAAAACUUUCAAUCUAAGGCUGAAGCAAAUUUCACCUCUUAAAGCAAAACAUCGUGAAUGCAUGGGAUUAAUACAGAAUGAAACACGGGCCACAAGUAUGGCCAAAGAGAAGACAAGGUCAAAAAAUAACAUCAUAAAGCCCAGCAAAUGGAAAUCACAAUCAAAUCAGAGCUCCAGUCUCAAUGAAAAUUUUGAGACAAUGAUGCAAAGCACCACAGUGGAUUGUGCACUACAAGAAAAAACGACACUUAAAAAGAAAAACCCGCAUCGAAAAGUUCAUGAUAAGCAAGACAGAGACUCUCCGAGAAUUUCAGAAAAACCUUCCCUUUCUGAGAGAAGAGACUUGAAAUUUAUUCACAUCCCCAGUGUGGAUUGUGACAGUGCUGCCCGAAACAAAGACAAGAACGAGCAUCGCAGUGAAUCAUAUCAAUCAGAGUCUGAAUCUGACAGGCACAGAGAGAAAGUUGAAUCCUCUGGAAGCAGCAGAAACAGCAGCCCAAAGUCUUCAUUUUCAGACUCCAGUGUGGAAGGAAACAAGGAGGCAGACUACGCUGAUGACUUUAACAGUCUUGAACCCAGUGAUGGCUACUCUCCUGGCCCCAUGAGUAGCCCCGAGCCCUCUACAGCCAGAACUCCAAAGUCUCCUGUCUGCCGCGACUUCUGCAACUCUGACUCUGGCUCUGAAUCUGUCCGGAAGAGAGCAGUCCUCCCAGUGCCUGUCAAAGCCCCCAGCUCUCCACAGCGGGCUCUGAGGGGUACGCACAUCAUUCGACCUCAAACCCACGCCUCUGCCCUCAGCUUUUCCUCCGAUGACGGUGACAGACAUGGAUCUGCUUCCUUACAAACCAUAUGCUCCAGAAAGCAGAUGACAGAGAGCAGCAGAGUGGAAAGAAGCUCUGGCACGGAGAGUUUCAUAUCAUCAGGAGGUCAAAGGAGUGAGUCAACCAAGAAUAGCGGCCCACUUCGAGGAUUUUCUGCAGAAUCAAUAUCCUCCUUUGAACCACAGGAGGCAGAGGAACUGGAGGAUGAGCUUGGAUCUCUGGAUCUUAGAAAAGAGUAUCAGCAUAUCUCUGAGCUAGUGGCAAACAAACUCCCUGGUUACACUAUGUAAAUAAAAAAAUAUAAUUCUACAGUAUGGUAACAUCAAGGCUACACGUAUGUUAAGAUUCUCAGUCAUCCAGGUGAUGGUAUUCUGUAAGUGCUAUGCGAAGGCAACUGGACUUGCUUGAAGUUCUUGAAGACCUUUCGCCUCUCAUCCAAAAUGCUUCUUCAGUUCUUCUUCUCUGUGCCAGAACUGGACUUGCUUCUUCAGUUCUUCUUCUGAAAUGAAGAAGCCUUUCAGAUGGGAGACGAAACGUCUUCAAGAACUUUCAAGUAGGUCCAGCUGCCUUUGCAUAGCACUUACAGAAAAUCAAGGCUACACUAUUUCUCCUUACCAAGUGAAACAGAUGAGUAGCAGUACUGUACUGUCGCAUCUUGCAAAUAUGCACAUGUUUACAUUUUCCUUUCAGCUCCUAUAUCUGAAAACCUUUUUGAAUAAAGACAAGCUUCUUGUGGAACUAAUGUGAUUAAUUUGAUUAAUCUACGUAUUAAUCACUCAGUUAACACUAGGCUGCCAGACAUUUGCAUAAUGCAUUGGACCAUGAGUCUUUCAGUAACAUGUAAAAGGAUUGAAAAUCUCUCUAUGCACACUGUUUAUGCAAACCAUUUAACUUAAUAGCUCUUGUUUCCAAUAGAGUUGUCAAAAACUGAAAAUCUCCCACUGCUCCAAUAGCAGCUCCUGAUUUCAGAAUA